Molecule: messenger RNA, 3725 nt
Organism: Haliotis rufescens (red abalone)
Lineage: Eukaryota; Metazoa; Mollusca; Gastropoda; Lepetellida; Haliotidae
Exons: 6
Coding region: 1371-2900 (509 amino acids)
Source: RefSeq, a predicted model, not a curated record
CAAGAGAAAUAUACAGGUUUGUUUUGAAAUAGUGUAUUGAUGAUGACCAACGGAGUUGAACAACUGAUUAGAACCCUUGGGUUGGCAGCUACAUGGAAAAUAGGAGGCAAGUGAUUUGGUGAGUUAUCUCCCUUGCCCACUUGAGGCAUGUAAGCAUAAGAUCAUAUGUAACAUGACGUCAGGACGUUGCUGUGGAAUUAGCGCUAUCCCGCAGAGAGGCAAGCAACACGUGACUCACCAAGACGCCGUCGGUCUUACCCCAGAUCAGGGUCCACAUAUCAGGAACUUCCACCAAUUGUUUGUUUCUACUGACGAGUUAGAACACCACAAGGGACCCCAAAUGGACACAAUGUGAAGCAGUCGUUUACAUUCACAAUUUGAGACUCAUUAAAAGGAUAAUUGCUUUAACAAUCGACAACAUUUUGUGUGCUGCAUCUCUGGUUGUAUUUGGUGGGUUUUGAUAACGCUGCUAUUGGUUUCUAAACAUGCUUUUAUUAUAUGUAUGUCGACAACAUGUAUAUGUGAUAGAAAGACAAGGUGCAUGUUAUUGUAGUGUACUACGUGUUGUGUUUUCCCAAUAUUUUUUUAUACAAGGAAAAUAUAUAAUUUUAAGAUUAAAUCGGUUAUUGUAACAAACUAUCCGACAGAGAUAAACGUCUAUAUAACGUUCGUUCUGUCUAAUUACUAAUCAAGGAUAUAAGUUUUUAUUAUUGCUUUCAUCCGAUACUUAUUAAAACUUUGGUAACUACUGCCACGGCGUCCACGGCGUUCACAGUGUCUAAGUUAGAUAAUACCCAUGGCAUUUUUGUUUUAUUAUCCUAACACGUGCUGAGGCAAAGGUAGCGAGUUACCAGUAUACCCCGGCCCUGUUCAAUGCGCUGAAUGACGGACAGUCUGCAAACUGACACCACACUGUCAUCGGCAUUAUCUAACACGUGCCGAGGCAAAGGUAGAGAGUUACCAGUAUAUCCAGGCUCUGUUCAAUGCGCUGAAUGACGGACAGUCUGCAAACUGACACCACACUGUUAUGGGCAUGCGUGCCUCACAGGACACACGCACUGGGUUUAGUCUCAACCUGUAAUGAAACAUAAUAACUCGGCGGUCCUUUAUGUUUGUAGCACAAAUGUCCCAUAUCAUUUCAAUCUUGCACUACUGCCAACUGUUGUAUUCCUACACGCAUAAACAUAGCUGUUGAGCGCUUUCUGCAAUGGCGACUCGAGUGUGACAACCUACAGAGGUAACCAUCUAGUAUAUAAUGUCUUUUCACAGCUGACACGUAUUCGCAGGUUCUGAAAAUCAGGAAGUCUUGACAUUCCUCCUCAACCCCGACCGGCUAUCUGACCCAUGGUCCGUACGACAUACUUCUGAAAAUGAACGGACGUACCGCCACAUUUCUGGCCAUGUUCAUCUGCUUUCAGGAAUCCUUCACAAAUGAAUUAGUGGGUUGCUAUGGUGAUGGGUCAGAUGAAUCGGAUUUCUUUACACCUUCAUGCGAUAGUCCUAAAGUUAUUGUAAUCGAACAUAUUUACGCAUUUGCAAAGAAAGCAAAUCUUGGGUGUGCCCUGGCAGCAUUUGGAGCUGAUUAUGAUCGUGGGAAGUGUUGCACGUACGAUGCAAACGACUACAAGUCUCUUUAUAAGGGAAUAUCUCUCUCUGAAUACCUAUCUGCGUGUGUAGGGAAGUCAAGGUGCAUGAGGCCAGUGACCCGCCAGGGAGUAAACAUGACGUAUGUGGACGCUGGUUACAUGGCCUUCACGACAUACAUGGUCAUGGAUUUCUCCUGUGUCCUGGAAACGUAUAUACUGGAUCCUACGUCUAACCAGACAGCAAGUCAUACGACAGUAUUUAUUAAAAGCGAAGAGAACACGACCUCCAGGAACGAUGUUUCAUGUAGAGUAGCAGCACCCUGUGACACAUCAAUCAUCAUAGAAAGCAUCCAUUUCUAUUCCAACGGAUCACACACCAAUCUGGAAAUAACUGAUGGGAACAACUCUCAGACAUUGCUAUGUCCCGGGAAUAACUUCACUGGAGUCACCUACACCAGCGAGAAUUCCUCCGUCCAGAUAACACUAUCUAACAUGACUAAGGGAACAUGGUUAUGGGUACAAAUCAAAGGUUCAAACGGUGACGUGAUCAAUAUCAGUUGCAAUUCCGAAGAAGCUUCGUCUGGUGAAGCAUGCACAGCUGGCACUACUCGCUCUGGUUCCUAUGACGAAGACGUUGCUGGUUCCAUCUACUCUAAUAAUGUUAACUCUGUCUGUGAAAACGAUAAACGAGUAACCACCGUCGACCCCAGAUCCACAGGGACAUCAGCAGAACCAUCCCAGGGUACAAGCACUCCUGGACCUACAGGAUCAAAUACCCCCACAGAACCACCCCAGGGUACAAGCACUCCUGGACCUACAGGAUCAAAUACCCCCACAGAACCACCCCAGGGUACAAGCACUCCUGGACCUACAGGAUCAAAUACCCCCACAGAACCACCCCAGGGUACAAGCACUCCUGGGUCUACAGGAUCAAAUACCCCCACAGAACCACCCCAGGAUUCUUGGCAGAUACCAGUGGCAGUAGUACUGGUCGUAUUGGUUCUUGCUGUCAUAGCUGGAUACGUUAUUAAGAGGAAGUUCAGAAAAACACAGGGGGAGGUUAUUCCCCUGAUGAGUACAGAAGUACCCCCAGUAGCCCCUGCAACAACUGCACUAGUCCGUCGCCCCAGGCGCCUUGAGCCGCUGGAUGAUGACCCUUCACAUGACUCUCCGGCGGCUCCUUCUGUGGACACAGUACCUAAAAUGUGGCACACUGUCCGUUCAGCAUACACUGUUAACAAAGCAGCGACGCAGUUGUCCAAAAAUGGCGCAGUAAAGACAGACGUUUGGCAUCUCGAACCUCGAGGGAAAUAGUGUAACUCUGCAGUGACGACAAAGAAAAAGACAAUCAUGAAGGCAACAUGCCUGCAAGCAUUUGUCGUGUGACAACGCUACGUGUACAUAUGGACUUAGUCGUGUCAGGUGAACUGUUGUUUGGUGCUGGUUUCCGCCUAAAGAUGUUCCGGUUCAACCCUAUCUAUGGUCAUUACUUGAUGGAAUAUGUUUCUCGUUUAUAUGAACUUAUUUCGACUUAUAACACAAAUCUUUUCAUAACAUAUAUUAUAUGGAUAUAAAAGUCUAAGGCUCAGGUGAUCGGCUGACAAAAUUAAUGCAAACACAUAAUGAGGCAUCUGUAACCAAAAUAGAGUGAGAUAAAACAUGAUCAUUCUCAUGUGGCAGUACAUGUUGUUGAAGGCAGUGAUAACUGUUAGUGGCAGUACAUGUUGUUGAAGGCAGUGAUAACUGUUAGUGGCAGCAAAUGAAUGAAGCAGUCGUACAAUAUCUAGUGCCUUGACUACACCGAACGUGCACCGGACUUGCGACUUGUGUACAUGCCAAAUGGGGGUGGUAUUUAUCUGUCCCUGGCGGUUCCGGAUCGUGAGUGCAGUGACAUUUAUUACAGGGCCAGUUAUUAAUUGCUGCUCCCACGUAUAUGACCCAAUGUUUUGUCUUUUCUGAAUGUAAACCUAAAACUGUGUGUUUGAUUACAACUGGUUAACUAUUUAUGUGUGUAGUUAAUUACUGAUUAGACACGACACUGUGUACGAACCGAUUCCUUGGUUAACCGAUGCGUUUCAAUUUUGAAUGACCUUGUAACAUAAAAAUGAGCUACAAAUAAAUCAUGUUUUUAAAAGUUAA